Messenger RNA from Seminavis robusta, 906 nucleotides. The record is from the annotation of a GenBank genome assembly. Lineage: Eukaryota; Bacillariophyta; Bacillariophyceae; Naviculales; Naviculaceae.
AUGAUGAACUCUCCAAACUUCACUGUGGCUACCUACAAUGUAUUCUACGUCUGUAAGGCUCCUACCAACCAGCAGGUGCUGGAUACAAUCUUGCGUUGUGACAAGGAUGUUGUGACUCUGCAGGAAGUCAACGAUGAGUGGGAGUCCUUCGUGACAAGCAGCGUGUUGAGUGACGUAUAUCCUCAUAUUCGGUUUCACAAUCCACCGGGGAAUAGUUGGGCUGGCUAUGCGGUACUGAGCAAGCAUCCCAUUAAGAGAUGGACGGUGAUUCCCAAAACUGAACGAUGGUGGUAUCCAGCGGGAUGUGUGACGCUUCAAAUUCCCACGCAUCAGGAACCAGAGCAUCCGUUCCAAACUUUACAGUUGUUGGUGGUGCACCUCCGAGCUCCUGUAGAGAUUUCAGUGGAGCCGUACUGGUGGGGUGGGCAUGCCAACUGGAUAGGAGGUUUCUUCUCCCAGCGUGUCAAGCAAAAACGACUUCAUGAAAUGCAAACGUUUGCCAGUGCAUUGGAUCCCAGCUUACCUACAGUGGUGGUGGGGGACUUUAAUGAACGACGAUGGAAUUCCCCUUGUUUACAGUAUCUGACGCAAGACUUGGGAAUGGUUGCCCUUGACAAAGUCAACAAAGGAGGCACAUGGUUUGGAAGUAGCUUUUGUUUGGGUGGACGGUGUUGUACGAAUUCGUGGAGCUUUGAAUUAUGUAAUGGCAUGAUCCCACUUUUGGCCCUAGAUUACGAUCACGUAGUCUAUUCCCCUGGUCUACUGGAAUGUGUCGGGAAUGUUGCCACCAUACACCAAGAUAGCCGAGGGAGCGACCACAGACUCGUAUCUGCCGAGUUUCAAUUCACCAAUCCAAAGAAGUCUCUAGCAUUACCUAUCGAGAUCUCAGGUAACAACAGAUUGUAG